GGAGGCAAAUGAGAGAAAGGAGGCAAAUGGGCGGAUGUUUGGCUAAAUUCGAUUUGAACAGUAUUUCAAUGGAAACGCUAUGUGACGUAGGAAACCGUACUAUGAUCAGGACCUGAAACGAGUUUUACGUCAUCAACGAUAGGAGAUCCUGCCGUGAUAAGAACAAGUUCAACAUGGACCUGGAGAAGAAGGAACCUCUGCCCGAGGCUGACCUGGACACAUCCGAUAAUGUGAGCCAGGUGUUUCUGGAGAAGGGGGACAAUGUGAGCCAGGUGUUUCUGGAGAAGGGGGACAAUGUGAGCCAGGUGUUUCUGGAGAAGAAGGAGGACACAGUUCCCGAAGGAGGCUGGGGCUGGGUGUGUGUCCUCGGUCGGUUCUACACCCACUUCCUGUUGCUGGGGUCAAUGAGUGCAUUCGGAAUUAUUUACAUUGAACUUAUUGACUACUUCCACGCGAACAGGACCGAAGCGGCGUGGGUGGGGUCUCUUGCUGGUGGACUCAGCAUGUUUGUAGGUCCUCUAUCAGGGGUGAUGACCGAACGCUUUGGUUGUCGCCUCACAACUAUGGUGGGAGCCAUUAUAGCGUCCGUCGCCUUGUUCAGCAGCUGGUUUGCUAACGGUAUCGUCUACCUGUGCAUCACAUACGGCGUUAUAGCAGGUAGUGGACUCGGAUUAAUGUUUAUCCCAUCGGCAGUGAUUAUCUUUCAAUACUUUGAGAAGAAGCGGGGUUUCGCCAGCGCUAUUGGAUCGACUGGGGGAGGUAUAGGCGCCAUGGUUCUCCCCCUGGUGUACACGGAGCUGAUCGCGGCGUUCGGCUGGAGGGGCACGAUGUGGAUCAUCUCCGGACUGACGCUGAACGCCGCAGUAUGUGGAGCCGUGUUUAGACCUCCAGACUAUCUAAAACAGCGCAAGGUCACCCGUGAAGUGGAAGAUGUCAACAAGAACAUCACCCGGACACGCGCUCUUCAAGAUUUCUUUUGUGUCUUCAAGGACAUCCGGUUCUCAUUCUUUGCCCUUGGAACAAUGUUCUGCUACUUCGGGUAUGGUGUUCCUAUCGUGCACAUGCCCGACCUGGCGCUCCAGAGCGGAGUUAAUAAAGACGAAGUGGCGUACCUUCUGUCUAUCAUGGGCAUUGUGGGGGUUGUACUGAGAAUACCAGUCGCCUGGGUGAGUGACUUCCCCUGGGUGAGCAGGACCCUCAUCCUGGGUAUUGCCUUGCUGCUGUGUGGGGUCGGGACGGUGUUGUGUCCCUUCCUCACUUCCUUCCCGGCCUUCGCCAUGUACUCUGCUGUACAAGGAGGCUGCAUGGGUAUCUGGGGGGCAUUUCUCGGCGUCAUCGUGGCCGACCUUGUUGGCCUGAAGUACACCAACAGGGGCAUUGGUUUCCUCAUCUUCGCUGGAGGGGUAGCGACCAUCAUCUCGUCACCACUGGCAGGUUGGAUGUAUGACGUCACGGAAAAUUACAAGGCGUCUUUUUUCUUCGCUGGGGUCGUGUACAUAGCGUCGGGAGGGUGUACCCUGGUUGUGUUUUUUAUAGAUUAUCAUAAUAAUAGGAAGGCGUCUCACAAAAACAACUGUACCUGAAAAUGUAUUCGUACCCUGUGAUCUCCAGUAGCUGUGAAUAUCGACACAUAUUUCUAUUCUGAGAUGAUACCAACAUGAUCAUGUCAGUAAUCUGUAUGGAUUGUAUUAAACGUGGACAUGGGUAGGCUUCCCCGCUACAUCUGAUCCAGCUUUAAUAUCCGUGGAAGGUAAUUUGUGUCCUCAGUUUAAAUGGAUACAGAAGAUAAUUUCCUGUAUAACGCUUAAUCUCCCUCAGAAAACAUGACCGUAUCAUCGGGUGAAUGUUAUGGGUAAUUCAAGUUAUCAUGUAUAUCAUGUAUGACUUACAAUGUUAUUGUUAUCUGCGGUGCUGAUAACUACACUUAAUACCGUCAUCACGUGACAUCAGUGUACCAUGUCCGUGUUUGUACCCUCUGACGUCACUCACAGAUCUGCAAAAGUUGGAAGCGCUCGUAAAGUAAUAAAAACUUGGAACAUUCAGUGGAACUCCUGGAUUUCUUACA
Haliotis rubra (blacklip abalone) is the source of this 2065-nucleotide messenger RNA. Its product is annotated as monocarboxylate transporter 12-like. Gene Ontology annotation, molecular function: monocarboxylic acid transmembrane transporter activity. Bases 174 to 1583 code for a protein of 469 amino acids. The transcript has 7 exons. Gene Ontology annotation, biological process: transmembrane transport; monocarboxylic acid transport. The record is from RefSeq and is a predicted model, not a curated record. Lineage: Eukaryota; Metazoa; Mollusca; Gastropoda; Lepetellida; Haliotidae.